Pelodiscus sinensis (Chinese soft-shelled turtle) is the source of this 2769-nucleotide messenger RNA. It is a transcript of the gene ZBTB10, whose product is annotated as zinc finger and BTB domain containing 10. The record is from RefSeq and is a predicted model, not a curated record. Gene Ontology annotation, molecular function: RNA polymerase II cis-regulatory region sequence-specific DNA binding; DNA-binding transcription factor activity, RNA polymerase II-specific; protein binding. Gene Ontology annotation, biological process: regulation of transcription by RNA polymerase II. NCBI's taxonomy places the organism in Eukaryota, Metazoa, Chordata, Testudines, Trionychidae.
UGUGGCAGCCGAGGGCGAUCUGGAGGCGAUGGGGGGGACGAGGCGGAGGGCAGCAGCGUGGGCGCGGGGGAGGGGGAAAGCAUCAAGCAUUUCCCGUUAGCGGCCAGGCCCAAGUCCCUGCUGCAGAAGCUGCACGUCUCCUUCCAGGGCUCCUGGCUCAAGGAGUUCCCAUGGCUGCACUAUUGCCAGGAGACCGGCCUCAUGUCUUGCGCCUGGUGUACCGCCGCCGCCCCCGACAACAGCAUGGCUGGCGGAGGCGGUGCGGGGGGCCACGACGAACUUUGCAAGGGCACUCGCAACUACAAACGAACCCUGCUUCUCAGGCACCACCUCUCCGGUGAGCACCGCCUCAACGAACCGGUCACUGCAGAGCAGGAGUCAGAAAUACCAUCAGAAUUGACUAAUGAGGCAUUCUGCGAUUACAACAGUAGGCCAAAUGAAAACUCUUACUGCUAUCAGCUGCUGCAAGAACUAAAUGAACAGAGGAAGAAAGGCAUUCUGUGUGAUGUCAAUAUUGUGGUGAGUGGGAGGGUCUUCCGAGCUCACAAGAACAUUUUGGUUGCAGGCAGCCGUUUCUUUAAGACCCUGUACUGCUUUACAAACAAAGAAAGCCGUAACCAAACCACUGUUACUUAUUUAGAUGUUGUUGCUGUUCAAGGUUUUUCUGUCAUAUUGGACUUCUUAUAUUCUGGUAACCUUGUCCUUACAAGCCAAAAUGCCAUUGAAGUGAUGUCAGUGGCCAGCUAUCUUCAAAUGACAGAGGUGGUCCAGUCCUGCCGCAAUUUUAUUAAAGAUGCCUUAAAUAUAAGCAUUAAAUCAGAAGCUCCAGAGGCUGUAGUAGUGGAUUAUAACAGAAGAUCUGUUAGUCGAGAUGGCUUGCCUUCAUCAAGGGAUCAGAAGGUUGCUAGUUUCUGGGCAACACGGAAUCUUACUAACUUGGCAAGUAGUAUAAAAACUGAAAACGAUGGCUACUGUAUUGAUGAGGGCCAAAUUGAAAACUAUCAAAUGAAUGACUGUAGUUGGGUUCAGGACAGUUCACCUGAAAUGGCUGAAAAUGAAUCUCAAGGUGAAGGGAAAGUUUUUGUGUGGAAUGACGUGGCCUCACAGGGACAAUCCGUUCAAGAGCCAGGAAAAGCAAGAAGGAAAAACCAAACUACAAAGAGAUUUAUUUAUAACAUACCACCUAAUAAUGAAGAAAACUUAGAAGAAUGCUCAAUGAUGCAGCCAUCAGUCCCAUAUACAGAAGAUUUGCAGUUUAUUAAGGAAGAACCAGGUACUUCAAAUGACUUCAAGUAUGGAUUGUUGCCUGGUACUUCAAAUGACUUCAAGUAUGGAUUGUUGCCGGGUGCUUCAAAUGACUUCAAGUAUGGACUGUUGCCGGAAUCUUGGCCAAAAGAAGCUUGGGAAAAUGGUGAUUCAUCUGCUCUAAUCAUGAACAAACUGAAGUGUCCACACUGUAAUUAUGUAGCCAAAUACAGAAGAACACUAAAGAGACAUUUGCUCAUUCACACAGGAGUUAGAUCUUUUAGCUGUGACAUCUGUGGGAAGCUGUUUACUCGAAGAGAGCAUGUAAAAAGACAUUCCUUGGUGCAUAAAAAGGAUAAAAAGUACAAGUGUAUGGUGUGUAAGAAGAUCUUCAUGCUAGCAGCCAGUGUUGGAAUAAGACAUGGAUCUCGACGCUAUGGAGUUUGUGUAGACUGUGCAGAUAAAUCUCAACCAGGAGGGCAAGAGGGAGUAGACCAGGUGCAGGAUGCAGACUUCCCUAGAGAUGAAGAAUAUGAGGAAAAUGAAGUUGGAGAAGCUGAUGAAGAAUUAGUUGAUGAUGUGGAAGAACAGAAUGACCAGUCUCGAUGGGAUGAAUCUGGGGAAGUCUGUGUGCCUUUAGAUGACUGAAGGCAUACUUAAAAGGAUGCUGCAGUUGGACGCUAUGGAUUAACAAUUUGAGUUCUUUGACUGAAGGCUUGCAAAAUAUGGUACAGGCUGGAUGGUAGUUGUGUUGCUGUGAAAUUUGUAGGGUCAAAGCCUUAUAGCAAAAAAGGAUUAUUAAAUUUUUUAUGAUAUUUGCACAGGACUGUAAAGCAUACAACCAUUUGGUUGAAUUAUACAGAGUCCUCACAUCUAGUCAGUUAUCAAAAGAAAAUGUAUUUUUUAUUAUUUAUAGGAUAUAGCUACUUGGGUCCUAUUCAGACAUGGUAACUGUACUUAUUAUGUUACACAUUCAUGUAUCCGUCAACAUGAAUGAAGAAUAUUACAAUCUUGUUAUGGAAAUACAUGACAGCUUCCCCAAAUUCAAUCAUAGUUUCAGUGAACUGGUGAGGCUAAUUUGGGCUAGUGGCUCUUAUUUCCAAGAAUAGGGCUUUGCCAUACCACUCUUGCCUCCCCCUUACCCAUAAUGGUCUAAACUCCUCAGUAAUGUAAAUAUGCAGUAUAGAUCAUAUGAACAUGCUAAUUAAAUUGACUCAUCAGUUGGCUUUAAGCCUGCCUGUGGUCUAGGUGACAAGCACUGGAGUAGAUACUAUUGGUAUUAAUUUACUGACUUUAUUUCUUGACAAUUUUGAAUUUACAAGAGAGCGAUUUCUUUUUCACCAAAUGAGAAAUAAUCACACAAGGAAAAAUUAAUGCUAGGGAGGAUUGUGAUUUGAGUAUGAGUAACAUAGCAGAUUUUACUAUAUUAAACACUUUCUGGCAUUGCUGCCUGUUUUAAGUAUCUUUGUUGGCAUUAUUCCCUGUUGACCAUCUCUUCCCCCCCCCCCCCCCCCCCUUUAUCCC